Molecule: messenger RNA, 2145 nt
Organism: Daldinia vernicosa
Lineage: Eukaryota; Fungi; Ascomycota; Sordariomycetes; Xylariales; Hypoxylaceae
Product: heterokaryon incompatibility protein-domain-containing protein
Exons: 2
Coding region: 1-2145 (714 amino acids)
Source: RefSeq, a predicted model, not a curated record
AUGCACCCCUUAUACGAUCAACUUCCACUUGAUCCCUCAAGGAAAGAAACUCGCUUCUUAAGAAUACUUUACAACGAAUCCUGCGAUGAACUUUGCGCCGAACUAUACAUAGGGCCUCUGGACGAACAUGUCCCGUCUUUCAGAGCUAUAUCUUAUGCUUGGGGUGAUGCUAAGCCAGAGACAUCUGAAACAACGCGUAACUACAUCAACGUCAAUGGCCACAAGUUCGAAGUAGCAAACAAUGUUCACACCAUUCUCAAGAGAAUCCAGGCCAAGUUCCAGUGCAAGAAUUGCGCUAUGCAUCCUCUGGAUGUGUGGAUCGAUAGUAUCUGCAUCAACCAGGAAUCUAAGCCCGAAAAGAACAUGCAGGUACCAUUGAUGGGAGACAUAUACUCCAAAGCGUCUCAUGUUAUAGUGUGGCUUGGUAGCGGGAACAAGUAUACUGACUUAGCGGUUAAGGUGAUGACAAGGCUCGGUGCAUGGAAAGAAGGGUUGAAGUACAUCGACAAAGAGGAUGAUGAUAAAGCGACACUCGAAGAUAUAUACUCGUACAACCGACAAAUUCUCGUCAUGGGUGGUUUCGUCGGACGUGGACGUUGCAGGAAGUCGCACUGCCCUAUGGUGAUCUGUGGCGACUCCUCUAUCGGCUGGGACCAUUUCAUGUGGUCGUACCAUAUCCUCAGUACGGUUCUGUUGAGACAUCAACUCGACGGGUCAGGUGUGGAGCUUCCUAAAGAGCUCCAAGGCUUAGAGGAUAAACUCAAACGCCUCCACGAUCUUAGUCAUGAAUAUCAUCCAGAUGCCGCCCAAGAGACCCGCAACCUCUAUCAACAAUUCAAAAGUCAAGGGGGUUGUCUGGAUAGACAUGUAUAUGCCACGCGUAUGCAACUAGCUAGCGACAGGCGUGAUAAAAUAUAUGGACUACUGGGGUUGACCUCCGAGGAAGUCCGCAGGUCUAUCUCGGUCGACUAUGCCAAAUCAGAAGUGGAUGUCUUUAUAGAUUUCUUCAAAUAUUCUGUGCUCUCGAAAUUUGGAUUUCAGAUACUAUCGAGUGCGAAUGGCCCGACAGACAUUCCGGGAUGGCCAACCUGGAUCUUUUGUUCUGGAGAAAACUCAAAUCGAAUAUACAAUCAGAUGAUUAGGGAAUAUUAUGAGCGUUGCUCGCUGUAUAAAGCGUCUCUGGGAUUGAAACCCAUUUACGAGCUUAUUACCUCCAAUCGAGGUCUCGUGGUGUAUGGAGUCAUCAUUGAUGAAGUUUCCGGGAUAGCAGAUACCAUGUUACCACAUCCAGAUCCAGAAGUAAAGCUCGUGCGGUUUAAUGAUGACUUGAUUUUCGACUUCUUCCUCUCAACUGGUGCACCGGACGAAGGCGAUUUGGGCCAAGUUUAUUGUCCAAGGAUUCCCGAAUCAGCAUCUAGACAUUCAGACGAGGUGUAUGCGUAUGUGGAAGCAGUGCACUCCGCUUCAACUGAACGCUAUACGCCCUUGAAUUGGCGCUUUAUGGACAAUGCGGAUAUUACCAAAUUGUCCCAAGAUCCAAAAGUCGGGAGAAUAAAUAGCUGGGAAUACAAGAAGCAAAAACGGAUGGAGGAGGCUCUAUGGCGAGUCAUAAUUGGAGAUAAUCUAUCGGGGGAUGAAGAUAGCGUUGACGGUAUCCCAGCUCCUAGGUCUGCUAUGGCUACUGUUCUGACCCAGGGUUACAAUCUAAUCAGACACAGAGUUCGUCCUCAUUCCAGCUCUGAUCCCGACUCUGAUCCCGACCUUGAUGAUGAUGAUGAUGAUGAUGUCGGUUCUGAUUUUGGUUCUGAUCUAGGCUCUGACAGCUCUGCAAGGAUAAAAAAAGCAGUAAACUACAAACAUAUGGUAGCGGAAUGUCAAGGACGUAUGGUACAUAAUCGACGUGCCUUCCGAACCUCCAACAGAUUCAUUGGUUUUGGCCCCGAAAUUAUGGAACCUGGGGACAAAGUCGUGGUGAUUGCAGGUGCGGACGUUCCGUUCGUUUUACGGCCGUGUGGAACUAGUUUCUCCUUGAUUGGGGAAUGCUAUGUGGAAGGGUUAAUGCAGGGGGAACUUUUCCAACAGUACCCGGAGUUUGAAAGGGGGGAGGAAUUUCUGAUGAAACUUCAACGAUUUACGAUUUACUGA